AGCUAUCUGGCCCGUCCAAGAAAUUAUAAGUUAAAAUAAUCCCACCCAUUAUCAAGUUCAUAGAUUUUCCGAUCAAAACAAUUUUCGCUCCGUUUCGCUCUCGUUUUGCUCCCGUUUUGCCUUUCCAGCAUAAUAAUCACAAUCCAGCAUGGGUUACGAAGACAAUCCGUACCGCGACGAGGACGGUGAAGCGUUGAUGGACUACGACGACAUUCAAUCCGAUCGUGAUCAAUCACCGGAGCCACAACAGCUUGACGAUUUCGAGGAAGACGUCGACGAUUGGCAUGGUCAAGAACGAUCGCAGACUCCGGUCUACGACAACAAUCCGGCCAAAUCGAAGCCAAGAAAGAGGCUGGUUAAGAAGAGCGACACCGUGAAACAGUCGGUGGCUGCGCCGGAUCUUGAAGACGAGUUGGAGGAGGAUCGGUUUCCAGAUGAGGGGGAGGAAGGGAGGAAGAGGAAGAAGGGGAAGGAUAGUGGAUCUGGAAAGAGAGAGAAGAGGCUUAAAGGGGAAAAGAUAAUUGGAAACAGCAGUGGAAAAAGUGGGUCCAAAUUUGGGGGUUCCAAGAAAGGGUUGGGUGGUAAGGCUGGAAAUGAUCAUGAUGGUGAAGUUAAAGAAAUGUGGGAUACAAUUGCGGGAGGAGAUUCUGAGGAUGAUCACGAGGGGGUUAGGAAUCUGGAUGAUGAUAACUUUAUAGAUGACACUGGAGUGGAGCCUGCUUUGUAUGGUUAUGAUGAACCGCAUUCUCCUGGUGAUGCUCCCCAGGCGGAGGAAGGCGAGGAGGAUGAUGAAAUCAAGGAUCUAUUCAAGAUGGGUAAGAAAAAGAAGAAGAAUGAGAGGAGUCCUGCAGAAAUUGCUUUAUUAGUUGAGAAUGUCAUGGCUGAGCUUGAGGUUACAGCAGAAGAGGAUGCUGAACUUAAUAGACAGUCCAAGCCUGCUAUUAAUAAACUCAAGAAGUUGCCUCUUCUUACAGAAGUCCUCUCAAAGAAACAGCUUCAACUAGAAUUUUUGGAUCAUGGAGUGCUAACUUUAUUGAAGAAUUGGCUUGAGCCACUUCCUGAUGGAAGUCUGCCGAAUAUUAACAUACGCACAGCAAUUUUGAAGAUUUUGAAUGAUUUUCCUAUAGACCUAGAGCAGUAUGAUAGAAGAGAACAGCUGAAGAAAAGCGGUCUUGGAAAGGUUAUUAUGUUUUUAUCAAGGUCUGAUGAAGAAAUCAAUGUAAAUAAGAGAUUAGCUAAGGAUUUGGUUGAUAAAUGGAGCCGACCUAUAUUUAAUAAGAGUACGCGGUUUGAGGACAUGCGAAAUGUUGAGGAUGAUAGGGUUCCUUACCAGAGGCCAUCAGUUAAAAAGCCAGCAAAUAAAUCUGCAGGGAUGCAAUCUAGAGAUGGUGACCUUGAUUUGGAUCUUUCACAGCCUAGGUCUGGACAGUCCUCUUCCAGGCAACUCACAUCAAGGCCAGAAGCAACACCUUUGGAUUUUGUGAUCCGCCCCCAAUCUAAAAUUGAUCCUGAUGAAAUUAGAGCACGGGCAAAACAAGCAUCUCAGGACCAGCAGCGUAUGAAGAUGAAUAAGAAAUUGCAGCAGUUGAGGGCACCAAAAAAGAAGCAGCUUCAGGCCACAAAGCUGAGUGUGGAAGGUCGUGGCAUGGUCAAAUAUUUUUAAACGUGACUAAUACUGGAUGGAUUUGUCAGUCUGGCAAGCUUGAUAUGAUGUGCAUCCUUAAUGUGUGAAUCGCUGUACUGAAUAUAUAGCCAGUUAAAUUGAAUUUUGAUGGGGAUGUCAUCAAAAUACACCUUUGUACUGAAUUUAUUGUGUAUUCAUGAAUCGCAAUAGUAAAGCCAAGUUAUAUUGGUCUAUUAUUUACGUUUUUAUGUUUUUUAUUA
This is a messenger RNA of Cicer arietinum (chickpea), 1884 nucleotides long. RefSeq names its product protein IWS1 homolog 1. NCBI's taxonomy places the organism in Eukaryota, Viridiplantae, Streptophyta, Magnoliopsida, Fabales, Fabaceae. Gene Ontology annotation, biological process: brassinosteroid mediated signaling pathway; regulation of DNA-templated transcription elongation. The record is from RefSeq and is a predicted model, not a curated record.